This is a messenger RNA of Alosa sapidissima (American shad), 5015 nucleotides long. RefSeq names its product metal transporter CNNM3. Gene Ontology annotation, cellular component: plasma membrane. Gene Ontology annotation, molecular function: transmembrane transporter activity. The record is from RefSeq and is a predicted model, not a curated record. Bases 140 to 2401 code for a protein of 753 amino acids. Lineage: Eukaryota; Metazoa; Chordata; Actinopteri; Clupeiformes; Clupeidae. Gene Ontology annotation, biological process: transport; magnesium ion homeostasis. The transcript has 9 exons.
UUUUAGAUCCAACAUGGCGAUAACGGCAUGCCAGUUUACUGCGAACUUUUGUUUGGUUUGUUAACCAAAAGUAGGUGGGUGGUUGCAAGGCUGAGCAGUGUCACGUGACUGACACAUAACCGAGCUGCCCAAUUCCAAUAUGGUGGUCGGCUCUGCAGGCUUACGUUUCUUGUUGACGAUAUUGUUCCUCUGCGGGUUCGGGUUCGGCGCGUCCAGCCAUCAAGCCCCGCAGAUUUUGGGGCUCCGACUGGAAGAUCCCCAGGGUCAGGUGUUUAUGCGCGAGAGGAUCAUUUCGGCGCCUUACGGGUCUAGUUUCAAGCUCAGAUUGUUCGGCACCUACCUAAAUGGGACUUGGCCGUGGGUCGCUUUCGCAGGAGCUGCGCGAGGGGAAGCAGGUGCCGUCGGAGACGCAGUGGAUCCUUGUGAGCAAGAGAGGCGACGGAACUCGUCUGCGUUCAAGGUUUCCGGGGAAUUUGGGCUGGACGAGGAGUAUAGUGGGGUGCUAACGGUCCAGGCGGAAAAGAGCAUCCCCGCUGCAUCCGCGGAAGGGGAUGCCAGUCUGAUUUAUCAUCACUUGUGCGUUUUGCAAGGCCACAAAUGGGCAUCAGCUGCUCCCGACAGGUUGCGUAUCCUGACCGACCCCCAGUUGCCUCCUGACUACAUUCCAGCGUGGGGAGUGGCGAUAAUAAUAGUACUUAUUCUAGCUGCUUGUGCGAUACUUAGGAGUCUCAACAUCAGUUUGUUGUGGCUCGACCCACUUGAGCUUUAUGUGCUGCACAGUUGUGGUUCUGAGAAGGAGAAACGAACCGCGAAACGCCUCGAGCCUGUCCGCAGGAGAGGGAACUUCCUGCUGUGCUCGCUCUUGUUUAUUUCUUCUGUGGGCCAUUCCGUUAUCGGCGUGCUGUUCUACCGGGCCCUGGGGUCAAUCGCGCCCGCGGUGUUUACUAGCGCUAUUCUCAUCUUCCUGUUAGCAGAAGUGCUGCCGCACGUGAUAUGCUCCAGUUACGGGUUCCAGCUCGCACCGGGCCUGACGUGGCUUGCGCAGGUUUGCAUGAUCGUGACAUGUCCACUCUCGUGCCCCCUCGGGCUUCUGCUGGACCUGGCCCUCCGACGCGACAUCAGCGUGUACGGCUUGCGGGAGAAGAUCAUGGAGAUGAUCAGGACGAACGUGAACGACCCAUACAAUGAAUUUGUCAAAGAUGAGUUCAGUCGCGGGGCUCUUCGAACCAAAACUGUGGAGGACAUCCUUACUCCGCUCAAAGAAUGCUUCAUGCUUCCUUCUACUACCGUGCUGGACUUCGGUACCAUGUCGGAAAUCAUGCAGAGCGGCUACACACGGGUGCCGGUGUACGAGGAAGAGCGAUCCAACAUCAUCGAGAUCCUGUACGUGAAGGACUUGGCCUUGGUUGACCCCGACGACUGUACCCCUAUCACCACCAUCACCAAGUUCUACAACCACCCUCUGCAUUUUGUCUUCAAUGACACUAAACUGGACGCCAUGCUCGAGGAGUUUAAGAAAGGAAACUCUCACUUGGCCAUCGUGCAGAAAGUAAACAACGAAGGAGAGGGGGACCCCUUUUAUGAGGUGCUGGGCCUGGUCACUCUGGAGGACGUUAUUGAGGAGAUCAUCAAGUCAGAGAUCCUGGACGAGUCUGAUGGCUACAUGGAGCUGAAGGUGAAGCGUCCGAUGCCCCCUCUGGAGAUCCCUCUGGAGCCACGGAGCCUCAGUGAGGAGUUCUCCCUGUUUAAGACGCCAGAGGGAGGAGAGCCCAAGAUCCGCACCUCCCCACAGCUGCUGCUCGCCACACACCGAUUCCUCUCCAGAGAGGUGGAGCACUUCAGCCCGCUGCGUAUGUCUGAGAAGGUCCUGCUGCACUUACUGCGCCACCCCAGCGUUAACCAGGAGGUCCAUUUCGACCCCUCGAACCGCCUGAGCCCUGACCACUACCUCUACACCCGCAACCACCCUGUGGACUACUUCAUCCUCUUGCUGCAGGGCCGGGUUGAGGUGGAAAUUGGCAAAGAGGGCCUGAAGUUUGAGAAUGGAGCUUUCACCUACUACGGUGUGUCUGCACUCACAGCGCCCUCUUCAGUGCCCCAGUCUCCAGUGUCCACCCAGCGCUGCUCUCCACGGGACCCGUUUGAGCUGGGUGAGGCCGCCAGCCCCUCCAGCUACUGCCCCGACUACACGGUGCGCGCACUCACCGACCUGCAGAUCAUCAGGGUGACGCGUCUGCAGUACCUGAACGCCCUGAGGGCGUCACGCAUCGGCCAGAGUCCCGAUCCCCCCGAGAUUAAGAUCUUACCCAACAGCCAGACCAAGCUACUGAAUGAGAGGAACACUACCCAAGACUUUCCUGUUCACUUUUCAUUCUUUGAAACUAUCGAGAACUUCUGUUAGUACAGUCUGCAUGAGGUCCAAGCCAGACGCAAGAGGGAGCCUCUAAGGACGAGACUCAAAGCUGAAACGCCUCACAGUUACCCCCCACUUACCCCCAGUUACCUCCCACUUACCCUGACACUUCAAAGGAUUUGAAAUGAAUCAAGUGAAAUCAUAUUUUCUAAAAGAAAAAAACAACGUAGGAGAUUAGAAAGAAAAUAAAUCAGUCUUUUAUCCUUAUUAAUGUAGCAUUUGAGCCAGGUAAGAGGGGUUAAUUAGUUCGUUUUUUUUAUUUUAUUUCUGUUAUGGGAGCAGGCAGUGGACUUAUGCCUUCAGGAGUUGCACAGUCUGAGGGCUUAAGCUUUGUCUUUUGAUGGAUUACGAAGGACCAAUGUCCUAUUCCUCACCCACCCCUACCUGCCACACCACCAUCUCUUUAAGGACUCCUCUCCGGAGGGCCGGACAUCACCUGGAUGCUUCUGCCUCACCAACACACUCAUUCACAGCAGACCAGGACCCAGAACUACCAGGAACUGCUCAGACGCGCUCACAGCCGUGAUGCUCCAAGCACACGCCAAACACGCCGCACGGGACGAAACGAAAACAGGUUAAAUCUGCUUUUAGCAGAGACGUGCUCCUCCAAAACCAAUCAUCUAAUCGCUGUUUUCACUCUGUUCGCUUUUAAUAGGCUGUGUAUGGGUGCCAAAGUUAAACCCGCCAUACUCUCUCGCCUUGUGUUUGAGUUCCAUGUUCCAUGAGCGGUUCUUCGUGCGUGUGUGUUCUCAGCAUGUGCCUCCUUCGUCGUUUUUGUUCCGUUUUAUUUCCUCUCAAGCAGCCCUGUAGCAGUGUCCGCUUGUAUUGUAGACUUCCCAUGAGCACUUUCCACCGUGUGUGUGUGUGUGUGUGUGUGUGUGUGUGUGUGUGUGUGUGUGUGUGUGUGUGUGUGAGAGAGAGACAGACAGACAGAGAGUAUGUGUGCGUGUGUGUGUAAGUAAUGAUGCGAGUGAGAGAGGUCCAUCCACUUUCUUUGCUUAGCUGCUCUACUUCACUUGUCCUAAAGGACAUAAGUACGUCCGGUACGUCCGAAAACAUCUCCAGCCCCUGAAGGCCGCCAUGUUGGUGCUGGUCACUCACACUGAUCAUCACAUACAUACAGAUUUUAGUUUUGUGUUUUCUUUUGCUGUUCAUUUUUAUUUUGUAAACAUUAAAGUGCAAUGAUGUUUGGUGCCUAAAUCAAAACGAUAGAACACUAGCUGUAAACAAAAAAAAACAUGCCAAAAUACCAGGGAUGUGUUGUGACCACUUUUGUCCAACCAAGUACAAGUACUCACAAACGGUGUGUGUGUGUGUGUGCUUAAUGAUAACUGGUGAAGAACUGAUGCAAGUUCUUAAUAAGGCAGUAUUUCUUCCGUAAGGAUAACGAUUAUCAUCAAGAUAGGAUUAGUUUCUGUGAGCUUCAGAGAUGCAGUGUCUUCAUCUUUCACCUCAUGUUUCCUCAGAGCAGGACGCCUCUGUGUAAAUCCAUGUCAUUUGUUUUGUUUGGUAAUGUGAGUUCGCCAAUAUCCCUCCCUCUGUGCCAUAAUGUUCUUUCAUUAAUCCACAAUCCAUUCCAUGGUUUGAGGCAACAGACCAAGUCAGGUGUGUGUGUGUGUGUGUUUUCUUGCUGUUCAUUUUUCCUUAAUUAAUCCUGUGAUGUUGUAAUACAAUGAUCACAAUGAAGAUUUGCCUCUCACCUGACCAAAACACACAAUGACUGGUUGCCAAUUAUACUCUGCUGUGUUUUACCUUUUAAGUUGAACAUUCCAACUUCAUUUGUGUGUAUGUGUGUGUGUGUGUGUGUGUGUGUGUGUGUGUGUGUGUGUGAGAGAGAGAGAGAGAGAGCGAGCGCGAGCGGUGUAGAAGAGUGGGAGAGUCAUUCAAACAUUUCAGUAUUCAUUCUCAAAGGAUGGUUCAUUUUCAAUUUUCAGGAAGUGUGCUAUCAAAGUAUUAAACUCUACCUGUCCACUGAAGACUUUCCCUCUAGACAUUCAACCAUGUUUUAGAGACAUGAGUCCUGUACACGGUGCCAGCAGUCCUCUCGUUAUACAAAAUAAUGCUGUCAUUCAGUUUCUUCUGCCUUUUUAUUAGUCAUUUUCUCUUCUCUUUGAGUAAUUUCAAGAACUGUUUUCUUGAGAAUGACCAUGUGAUUCCAAGUAAAUAUUUCUCAGCUGUUUUAAAUAUAUUGUACUGUAUGCAGAGUUGCAUAGGCCGAUUUAUAUUGUAUCAAAUGAAUGAAUGUAUAUUGUAAAAGAACCUGUUACUUGUGCUUCCUUGCUCUAAUGGAGAAUGCUGGGUAUUUUGGUAGGGUAAGGAUCACUGUAUAUACAAAUCUGAAUCUAUAUAUUGCAGAGAUUAUAAAUCAAGAUUAGUGGUUAGAUAAAGUGUUACGUUUUUCAGGUACAAGAGUAAAGUGCUGUUACCAGGGGAAACUAAUGUUAAGGCAUCAUUAGGACCAGCUUCUCUUUCUUUCCUUGUUGUAGUCUUUAAUUCAUUUCUUUUCCUGGAAUGACUAACAGUGAGCGCAUCAACCCUUUUCAUUGAAUGCUUUCAAUCUCGACUGUUUGAUAGGAAAUAAAAAUAACCCUGUACAAAAAAA